Kalmanozyma brasiliensis GHG001 is the source of this 1638-nucleotide messenger RNA. Its product is annotated as General substrate transporter. Gene Ontology annotation, cellular component: membrane. The record is from RefSeq and is a predicted model, not a curated record. Lineage: Eukaryota; Fungi; Basidiomycota; Ustilaginomycetes; Ustilaginales. The transcript has a single exon. Gene Ontology annotation, biological process: carbohydrate transport; transmembrane transport. The coding region runs from base 1 to 1638 and encodes 545 amino acids. Gene Ontology annotation, molecular function: carbohydrate:proton symporter activity.
AUGCCGGCUCUCAUGUCUUGCACCAACACGAUGGGCCUUCGCGGUCGCAAGUUGCGUUGGACCAUCACCGCCAUUUCGGUCAUUGGGUUCUCGCUUUUUGGCUACGAUCAAGGGUUGAUGAGUGGAAUCAUCACCGCUCAGCAGUUCAACGAUGAGUUUCCUGCCACCGGUGGUGACUCGCACCGUACUACUGUCAUCCAGGGCGCCGUCGUCAGUUGCUACGAGCUCGGAUGCUUCUUCGGCGCCGUCUUCACCCUCUUCCGCGGCGAAAAAAUCGGACGCCGCCCCCUCAUGCUCCUCGGUGCCGUACUUAUGGUCAUUGGUGCCAUCAUCUCGGUCACUCCCUUCAAGGGUCACUGGGCCCUUGGACAGUUCGUCGUCGGCCGGGUUGUUUCAGGGCUCGGGAACGGAAUGAACACGGCUACCAUUCCGGUCUGGCAAUCAGAGAUGUCGAAGCCCAAGAACCGCGGUCUUCUCGUGAAUCUGGAGGGAACUUUCAUCGCCGUUGGCACCCUAUGGGCCUACUGGAUCGUCUUUGGAACAAGCUAUGCGCAAACGAGCGUUCAAUGGCGCUUUCCGAUCGCUUUCCAGAUCGUGUUUGCCUUUGUUAUCUUCGCCGGCGCCUUCUUCCUGCCCGAGUCUCCCCGAUGGCUCAUCGCGCAAGGAAGGUCAGACGAGGCAAAGCAGGUCCUCUUCGCCCUCGAAGGCGACGCAGCAAACAAGGAAGAGAUCGAGAGCGAAGCCAAGGUCAUUCGAGACACGAUCGACAAGACAGGAGGACAAGGAGGUCUCUCGGAGCUCUUCACCAACGGCAAGACGCAGCACUUCCGACGUAUGCUCAUUGGCGCUUCGACUCAGUUCUUUCAGCAGUUCACCGGAUGCAACGCAGCCAUCUACUACAGCACGGUGCUCUUCCAGACGUCUCUGAACCAGCCGAGGAGGCUGUCGUUGGUUCUGGGAGGUGUUUUCGCUACGGUGUACGCUCUCUCGACCAUCCCGUCCUUCUUCACCAUCGAGAAGCUCGGGAGGCGCAAGCUGUUCCUUAUCGGAGCCACCGGACAAGGUAUUGCCUUCACCAUUACCAUGGCUUGCCUCGCCGCCCCCGAAAACGAGAACAACGCAAAGGGAGCCGCUGUCGGUCUCUAUCUCUUUAUCUUCUUCUUUGCGUGGUCCGUCCUACAGCUUCCGUGGGUGUAUCCCCCCGAAAUCAAUCCCCUCCGAACUCGUACGGCGGCUGUCUCGGUGUCUACGUGCACAAACUGGAUCUGCAACUUUGCAGUGGUCAUGUUUACGCCCCUCUUCAUCAGCUCGACGCGCUGGGGAGCCUACCUCUUCUUCGCCUUGAUGAACUUCCUGUGGAUCCCCAUCAUCUACUUCUUCUACCCCGAAACGGCCGGUCGACGGCUGGAGGAGAUCGAUCUCAUCUUCGCCAAGGCGCACAUCGAGCACAAGCCCGCGUAUCGAGUCGCCAAGGAGAUGCCGAAGCUCAGCGCUGCCGAGAUCGAAGCCGAAGCUGAGAAGAUCGGUCUUUUCGAGCCUAUGCUCGACACUGAAGCAUCUGCUUCCACUGUUGACAGCACGAGCAGCAGAAGCGGUGACGCUUCGGACCAUGCUAGCAUUGCCAACAACAAGGCAUAG